GUGAAAGUUCCCUCACUGACUACAUCUUCAUCUCCUGGUUCCUUCCUUCACCACCUAAAGCAAGAAUCACGUCUUAAAUGUGCUCUCUGUGAUUCGCCUCUCAUUUGCUCCCAAUUCCUUUCCACCUCUCAAAAUCCUCAAAGAAUUACUCAACACGAGGCUCUAUCGCUCCUGUUCCUCUCCCUCCCUCUGCUACAGAUUCAUCGGGGCCAGCUUCAGCUUCAAACGACAAGUUUUCCGGUACUUAAAACCUCCAUCCUUUUGUCACUCUUAUGCAGUGAUUACAGUAUGAAGCUGGUUCUGCUUAUUUUUCUUUUCAUCUGUUCUUACCUGUGGGAAACUGGAGUCUGCAAGAACAAUUAUUCAAGGCCUGCUACUGUAAACAUAGGGGCGAUUUUAGCUUUGAACUCAACUAUCGGUAGGGUUGCUAGGGUCGCCAUUAAUGUUGCAGUGAAGGACGUUAACUCUGACCCAUCUGUUCUUCGAGGGACAAGACUGGUGGUGCAUCAGCAAGACUCAAACUGUAAUGCAUUCGUCGCUAUUGUCCAAGUUUUGCAGUUCAUGGAGACUGAUAUUGUGGCAAUAAUUGGCCCACAGUCAUCUGUGGUUGCUCAUGUUGUCACACAUGUUGCGAAUGAGCUCAAAGUUCCAAUGCUCUCAUUUUCAGCUACUGAUCCCACUCUUUCUUCUCUCCAGUAUCCAUUCUUUGUCAGAACAACACAGAGUGAUAAAUUUCAAAUGGCUGCCAUUGCUGAUUUGGUUGAUUAUUUUCAGUGGAGGGAGGUUAUUGUCAUCUUUGUAGAUGACGACUAUGGAAGAAAUGGGGUGGCUGCAUUGAGCGAUGAGCUCGCAGAAAGGAAUUAUAAGAUCUCUUACAAGGCCGCCUUGCCGCCGGAACCCGAAAGGAGCAGAAUUUCAGAUUUGCUUGUGAAAGUGGCUCUAAUGGAGUCUCGGGUAAUCAUUCUUCACACGAAUCCGGACUCCGGCAUCAAAGUUUUAUCAGUGGCUCAUUAUCUGGGAAUGAUGAUAAAAGGAUAUGCUUGGAUAGCUACAGACUGGCUUUCUUCUCUCUUAGAUUCAUCUUCCCCUCUAAAUUCUGAAAUCAUGCUUACCAUGGAAGGUGUGCUUUCCCUAAGACAACAUACGGCAGACACAGAAAGGAAAAAGAGUCUUCUUUCGAAGUGGAGCAAGUUUGAAAAUGACGAUAAAGCUGUAAAUUUUAGACUCAAUUCAUAUGGCCUAUAUGCUUAUGAUUCAGUGUGGAUGGUAGCACAUGCAUUGGAUACUUUUUUUGAUGAUGGUGGAGCCAUUUCAUUUUAUAAUGAUUCGAGAUUGGAAGAUGUUGAUGAUGGAGUUCUGAACCUCGAAGCACUAAGCGUGUUUGGCGAGGGAAAUCUUUUGCUGGAGAAGAUAAAAAGUUCAGUUUUUGAUGGUGUUACUGGCCAUUUCCAGCUUGAUUCUGAUGGAAAUAUUAUUCAUCCUGCUUAUGAUAUCCUUAACAUUGUGGGAACUGGAUCAAGGAGCAUAGGAUACUGGUCAAACUAUUCUGGUUUGUCUACUGAGACUCCUGAAAUACUGUACCUCAAGCCGCCAAAUCGGUCCAGCAUAAAUCAAAAACUAUACGAUGUUAUAUGGCCGGGUCAGACAGCAAUAAAGCCCCGCGGGUGGGUGUUCCCUAAUAAUGGGCUGGAGUUGAGAAUUGGAGUGCCAAAUCGACAUAGCUUCCCAGAAUUUGUCUCUAAGGACAGAGGUUCUGAUACAAUGAAGGGUUACUGCAUAGAUGUGUUUACUGCUGCAAUAAAUCUUUUGCCUUAUCCUGUUGCUUACAGAUUCAUACCUUUUGGGAUUGGAAGUGUAAAUCCAAAUUACACAGAGCUUGUUGAGAAAGUUCAGGCAAAUGAUUUUGAUGCUGCCGUAGGGGAUAUUGCGAUUACUAUGGAUCGGGCGAGGAUUGCAGAUUUUACGCAGCCCUUUAUUGAAGCUGGGCUUGUCAUACUAACUUCUGUGAAGGAACGUGAAUCAAGCGCUUGGGCUUUCUUGCAGCCAUUUACAGUGGAGAUGUGGUGUGUCACGGGAUUAUUUUUCAUUUUUGUAGGAGCUGUGAUAUGGAUACUUGAGCAUCGAAUCAAUGAUGAAUUUCGUGGUCCUCCAAGGAAACAAAUCAUUACCAUUUUCUGGUUUAGCUUCUCAACUUUGUUUUUUGCCCAUAGAGAACCAACUGUCAGUACUUUAGGCCGCCUUGUUCUCAUAAUAUGGCUGUUUGUGGUUUUCAUAGUGCAAUCUAGCUAUACGGCCAGCCUGACUUCGAUCCUGACUGUCCGGCAACUCACAUCACCUAUAACUGGAAUUGAUACUAUAAUAAACAGCAACGAUCCCAUUGGUUAUCAGGUCGGUUCAUUCGCUGAGAAAUAUCUGAUCGAAGAGCUUCGAAUAUCAAGCUCAAGAUUGAGAGUUCUUCACAACCUAGAUGAAUAUGUGAGAGCACUCGAACUCGGACCGAGUAGAGGAGGAGUUGUCGCUGUGGUGGACGAGCGCCCGUACAUUGAGCUAUUUUUGUCGAUAAAGUGCAACUUUGCGUUAGCUGGCUCGGAAUUCAUGAGAAUUGGUUGGGGAUUUGUCAUAAUUCCCUCUUUUACACAACACAUAAUAGCUAAAUUUAAAGGAGCAAUGAACCUCUCAGGUGUACAGGCAUUUCAACGUGACUCUCCCUUAGCCGUCGACAUGUCUUCUGCAAUUCUGAAGCUCUCUGAAAAUGGAGAUCUUCAGCGAAUUCAUGACAAAUGGCUGAUGAGAAGUUCCUGCAAUUCUGAUAAAAGCGAGAUCGAAUCCAACAGCCUUCAGCUCCAGAGUUUCUGGGGCUUAUUCGCCAUAUGCGGAGUCGCCUGCUUUCUCGCUCUGCUCAUAUACUUCGUCAUGAUCAUUCAUCAAUUCCUCCGACAUUUCACUCAGGAAUCACUCAAAACUCCCGAGGGAAGCUCGCGUUCUGGAGGCUCCAAGUCUGGCAGAAUCUUGCAGUCCUUCCUCUCCUUCGCCGACGAGAAGGAGGUGGAUCCGAGGACGAGGUCCAGAAGCAGGCAGUGUUUAUCAGAAACAGGAAAUGCCAUCGAUGUUGGCAGCGAAACUUCGACGCCAAGAAAAUAGGUAUUUUGGUUUGGUUUGCUGUAUAUGAUGAAUUGAUUCAGAAUUGUUGGCUUCCAGAGAUCAGAAAGCUUCAUUGCCGACACCAUUCUUUUGCAAAUAAGCUCUUGCUCGCUCAUUUAGCUGCCUGUGUUUUGCUUGGAUCACAUGUAAAUUUGGUUCUGAUAUGUUGCUGCAGUAAUCUGCAUAUAUGUCUGUGUAUUUUGAUUUUUAUAAAUGAAAUAAAAGUGUGAUCUGAGCUUUAAGAAAUGUUCAUCUUCCAUUUGGGAUUAGAACAUGCGCAAAUGUUAGCCUAGACUGCUCCAAACUAUAUAUUUUUGUAGAUUUGUAAUGUAAAAAACUGGGUUUUCCACACUGAGGAGUUAUUAGCACAUGAGAUAAAGGAUUAAA
Phalaenopsis equestris is the source of this 3528-nucleotide messenger RNA. Its product is annotated as glutamate receptor 3.1-like. Gene Ontology annotation, molecular function: G protein-coupled receptor activity; glutamate-gated receptor activity. The record is from RefSeq and is a predicted model, not a curated record. Gene Ontology annotation, biological process: G protein-coupled receptor signaling pathway. Bases 289 to 3141 code for a protein of 950 amino acids. Gene Ontology annotation, cellular component: plasma membrane. The transcript is spliced from 8 exons. Lineage: Eukaryota; Viridiplantae; Streptophyta; Magnoliopsida; Asparagales; Orchidaceae.